Seminavis robusta is the source of this 450-nucleotide messenger RNA. The record is from the annotation of a GenBank genome assembly. Lineage: Eukaryota; Bacillariophyta; Bacillariophyceae; Naviculales; Naviculaceae.
AUGGCACACCUUCGUGCUACUGCCCUGGCAGCCCUGUUGCUACUUGUCCAACAAUCCACAGCCUUCUUGCAUGCUCCGCGCCACACGGUUCCCACUCGGCUUUACGGCGACAGCGACUCGGAUCCCACCAAAGUUUGGUACGCUGGAUUGGCCGAUACGGUUCAGAAUGUCUUGACCAAUUCCCCAUUGAACGAAGGAAAGAAAGCCCUUGCCAAGGCUGUCUUGGACGCCAAGGGCACCCGUUAUCACGUCGUCGAGCUAGACGAAGUGAAGGACGGAAGGGCCAUCCGUGCCGAAAUGGCCGACGUCAUUGGAAGAACAUCGGUUCCCGCCAUUUGGAUUGGAGGAGAAUUCAUCGGUGGCUGCAACGAUGGUCCAAAGGGAGGCAUUGUAAAACUCGACGAGAGUGGAGAGUUGGAUGUUAUGCUGAAUGCCGUGGGUGCCAUCUAG